Xenopus laevis (African clawed frog) is the source of this 6352-nucleotide messenger RNA. It is a transcript of the gene znf521.S, whose product is annotated as zinc finger protein 521 S homeolog. NCBI's taxonomy places the organism in Eukaryota, Metazoa, Chordata, Amphibia, Anura, Pipidae. The record is from RefSeq and is a predicted model, not a curated record. Gene Ontology annotation, molecular function: DNA-binding transcription activator activity, RNA polymerase II-specific; RNA polymerase II cis-regulatory region sequence-specific DNA binding. Gene Ontology annotation, cellular component: nucleus. The transcript has 7 exons. Bases 1597 to 5529 code for a protein of 1310 amino acids. Gene Ontology annotation, biological process: positive regulation of transcription by RNA polymerase II; regulation of transcription by RNA polymerase II.
AAGAAACUGUAUUACAUUUGCAGCAAGAAAAAGACAUUAUACUUCACAGCACGUAAAGGUGCUACAGUGGAAUUAAAACACGUUUUCUAGUUGUAACCGUAUAUUAAACACGCCACAGUCAGAGAGAAAAGAAAGAAGGGAUGAAAGAAAAGGGGAAGGAAAGACAGAAAGAGCUAUGGUAAUAUAAAUAGGACUGUAGCUUUCUUAUGUUUCUUUUAGCUCAGACACAAGUGUAACGGUGUGCGAGUUUGAAGCAGGGUGAAUUGAAGUGCAAGCACACACGGUUCAGCCAAUAGAUCCUUUCAAAUGAAAGUCAAGGAAGAAGUACAAAAGGCAGCUGGCUCUGUGUAUCCUUUCCAUCUGUUCAGCCAGAAGAGGGACCUUGCCACUGUCAGCUUUGCCUGCUCUCUGUCUCUCCUCUCAGUCAGGGGGAAAGAAAAGCGGAUUGAGGAAAGAAGUCCAUCUCUGGCAGCAGUUGUGUAUCUUUAAUAACACACCACAGUGGGCUGGGAAGGGAGGGGGUUGCAUUUGAUGCCUGAUUGUGUGUGUAUGUGUGUGUGGGAUGGGGCUGCGCUUGUUUUUCUGCUAUUAUUAUUAUUAUUAUUAUUUCUCUCCCUUUCCCCCCUCUCUCCGUUCUAUUCCCUGAUCCUCCUGCAGAGGCUCCUGAUCCAGGUCUGAGUAGCUGCUUGGCGUCCAGUCCACGUCUUGGCUGAGUCCCCCUCGGCUUUUAAUCAUGCCCCUCUGUCUGUGUGUGAGUGCAGGCAGGCUGACAAUGAUUUCCUCAGUGAUUACGUACAGAGCGAGUCCCUGCGGGUUAGGGGCCCCCUCUGGAGCCAUCCUGAUGGCUUUGGGGGCCUUGCUUCUAUUUUCCAUUAUUAUGUGGACUACCGGAGCGACAGCGCAGUCCAAGAGCUUGCAGCAGGUUUGUGAUGAGAGCACACAGCAGCAGCAACGCACAUCUCCUUCUCUCUGCUCUCCUCUCCCCAAUCCAGGCGCAGACUUUUCUCUCUCCCAUAGACAAGGAGCUGCUUCGUAGCCACAUCCCGGGCAUCCAAACAAGAUCCCCCCCGACCCACAUAACUGCCAAAUAAACCCCCUAAAUACCCAGCAGCACCCCCACCUCCCUGACACACAACGCCAAAUAAUAACAAUCCUAAUAAGAAGAAAUAAACGCCUCCCCCGUGCAGGAGCAGCUUUGCCUUUAUUACUAGUAGCGCUGGCGGGUGAAAGUAACGCUCCUUCUUGCCCAGCGCCACAAUUCCUUCUCCCUGCCGCUAAAGACUUUUCCUCCCCCCCUAGUUUUAUACCGUGCCCUCCCUGAAGGGAAAUUAAAAACGGACAUGUAAUUUCAUUCAGGAUUUAUUUUUUUAUUUUUGGCAACAAAAAAAAUGCAGGUUUCCAAGCCACGGAAUCAGCUUUGAUAGCAGGUUUUUUUUUCUGUAUAGAAUUUGAAGGGAGUUUUUUUUGUUGUUGGCCACUGAAGAGGUCAGGCAGGGAGGCUGGAGGAACAGCAGAGAGAGCUGAGGGAGCCUCCGUUGGUCUUGCCUUAGUUGGGAACGGGCUGACAUUGAACAACAGCAGCUGUUUGCUUUUAGGAUGUCUCGCCGCAAGCAAGCGAAGCCAAGAUCGCUGAAAGAUCCCAACUGCAAACUAGAAGAUACAUCUGAGGAUGGAGAAUCGCCAGAUUGCAAGAAGAGGCAAGAGGAAGGAGAUGAGCUAGAAGAAGAAGAAGCUGUUCACAGCUGUGACAGUUGCCUUCAGGUGUUUGAAUCUCUCCGCGAUAUCACUGAGCACAAAAUCAGUCAGUGUCAGCUGACAGAUGGUGCAGAUAUAGAAGAUGAUCCAACAUGUUCGUGGCCAGCUUCAUCACCUUCUAGUAAAGAUCAAGCAUCACCAAUUCACGGAGAAGGGUUUGAUUUUGGGGAAGAAGAAGGUAUUCCAGGACUGCCUUAUCCAUGCCAGUUCUGUGACAAAUCCUUUAGCCGCCUCAGCUAUUUAAAACAUCACGAACAAAGCCACAGUGAUAAACUACCCUUUAAGUGCACAUAUUGUAGUAGACUGUUUAAACACAAGCGAAGUAGGGACCGCCAUAUAAAACUGCACACUGGAGACAAAAAAUAUCACUGCAGUGAAUGUGAUGCAUCAUUCUCCAGAAGUGAUCAUCUUAAGAUUCACUUAAAGACUCAUACAUCCAACAAGCCAUAUAAAUGUGCCAUUUGUAGGCGAGGUUUUCUAUCAUCUAGUUCUUUACAUGGUCACAUGCAAGUGCACGAAAGAAACAAAGACUGCUCUCAGUCAGGGUCUAGAAUGGAGGAAUGGAAGAUGAAAGACACUCAAAAAUGUAGUCAGUGUGAGGAAGGAUUUGACUUCCCUGAAGAUCUCCAAAAGCAUAUAGCUGAAUGUCAUCCAGAAUGUUCUCCAAAUGAUGACCGGGGUGCCCUCCAGUGUAUGUAUUGCCAUGAAUUAUUUGUGGAAGAAACAUCGCUGCUAAACCACAUGGAGCAAAUACACAAUAGCGAAAAAAAGAAUUCUUGUAACAUUUGCUCUGAAAACUUUCAUAGUGUUGAAGAGCUUUACAGCCAUAUGGAUAGCCAUCAGCAUCCAGAAUCAUGUAAUCCCAGUAACAGUCCAUCUUUAGUUACUGUUGGAUAUACUUCAGUUUCAAGCACCACCCCUGAUUCAAAUUUAUCUGUAGACAGUUCAACCAUGGUAGAAGUUGCUCCCCCAUUAGCAAAAGGCCGUGGCAGGAAAAGAGCUGUUCAGCAGACAGGUGAUGCACCAACAAGUAAACAAGCAAGAGUUUCAUACAGCUGUAUCUACUGCAGCAAGCAGCUCUUUUCUAGUCUGGCAGUUUUACAAAUCCAUCUUAAAACUAUGCAUUUAGAUAAACCCGAGCAGGCUCACAUCUGUCAGUAUUGUUUAGAAGUCUUACCUUCCCUCUUCAAUCUGAACGAACAUCUGAAACAGGUACACGAAACUCAGGAUCCAGCACUGAUCGUUUCUACUAUGUCUGCCAUGGUGUAUCAGUGUAACUUUUGUUCUGAAAUAUUUAAUGAUCUUAAUAUGCUUCAGGACCACAUACGAAGUUCACAUGGAUUUCCAAACCCUGUUACUAAAGACAGCAAUGCCUUCUUUUGUCCCCACUGCUAUAUGGGAUUCCUUACUGAUACAUCUUUAGAAGAGCACAUUAGGCAAGUUCAUUGUGAACUUGGCAAUUCUCGUUUUGGUUCCCCAGUAUUAGGAACUCCAAAAGAACCUGUUGUUGAGGUGUAUUCUUGUUCAUACUGUACAAAUUCUCCAAUCUUUAACAGUGUCCUUAAACUAAACAAGCACAUCAAAGAGAAUCACAAAAAUAUUCCUUUGGCAUUAAAUUACAUCCACAAUGGAAAAAAAUCUAGAGCCUUGAGUCCUUUGUCUCCUAUUACAUUGGAACAAUCUUCUCUAAAAAUGAUGCAGUCCUUGGGAGGCACUCCUUCAAGACUUGCAGGUGAAUAUAUCUGUAAUCAGUGUGGUGCCAAAUACACAUCCCUCGAUGGCUUUCAGACUCACUUAAAAACCCAUCUCGAUACAGUUUUGCCAAAGCUAACAUGCCCUCAGUGUAACAAAGAAUUUCCAAACCAAGAAUCCCUUUUAAAGCAUGUUACUAUUCACUUCAUGAUAACCUCUACAUAUUACAUCUGUGAAAGCUGUGACAAACAGUUCACAUCAGUGGAUGACUUACAGAAGCAUUUGCUUGACAUGCACACUUUUGUGUUUUUUCGGUGCACACUGUGCCAAGAGGUGUUUGACUCUAAGGUCUCCAUUCAGCUUCACCUGGCUGUAAAGCAUAGUAAUGAAAAAAAAGUGUACCGGUGCACCUCAUGUAAUUGGGACUUCCGAACAGAAACUGACUUGCAGCUCCAUGUGAAGCACAAUCACUUGGAAAACCAGGGAAAAAUGCACAAGUGCAUAUUCUGUGGUGAAUCUUUUGGCACUGAGGUAGAGCUGCAAUGUCACAUAACAACCCACAGCAAAAAGUACAAUUGUAAAUUCUGCAGCAAAGCUUUCCAUGCAAUUAUUUUACUGGAAAAACACUUGAGGGAAAAACACUGUGUAUUUGAAGAUAAAACGCAAAACUGUGGAACCAAUGGAGCUUCAGAGCAAAUUCAGAAAGAAGAAGUGGAGCUACAGACGCUACUCACAAACAAUCAAGAGUCCCAUAAUAGCCAUGAUGGCAGCGAAGAAGAUAUUGAUACUUCAGAGCCAAUGUAUGGCUGUGACAUAUGUGGAGCUGCUUAUACCAUGGAAUCCCUUCUGCAAAACCAUCAGCUUCGAGACCAUAAUAUCAGGCCUGGAGAGAGUGCAAUUGUUAAGAAGAAAGCUGAACUGAUUAAGGGAAACUAUAAAUGCAAUGUGUGUUCCCGUACAUUCUUUUCUGAAGGUGGAUUGCGAGAACACAUGCAGACCCAUUUGGGACCAGUAAAGCAUUACAUGUGCCCAAUUUGUGGAGAAAGAUUUCCUUCCCUUUUAACUCUUACUGAACACAAAGUUACCCACAGUAAGAGCCUGGACACAGGCAACUGCAGAAUUUGUAAACUUCCUCUUCAAUGUGAGGAAGAUUUCUUGGAGCACUGUCAGAUGCACCCUGAUCUACGGAACUCCCUGACAGGAUUCCGUUGUGUGGUGUGCAUGCAGACUGUGACCUCAACUCUAGAGCUGAAAAUCCAUGGCACGUUUCAUAUGCAGAAAACUGGAACUGCAUCUGUAGUUCAAUCUGCAGGUCGUGUACAGAACUUACAGAAAUUAUAUAAAUGUGCCUCGUGUCUGAAAGAGUUUCGCUCAAAACAGGAUCUUGUAAAGCUUGAUAUUAAUGGUCUGCCCUAUGGCCUGUGUGCUAGCUGUGUUAAUCUUAGCAAAAGUGCUAGUCCAAAUGCCAAUGUGACUUUAAGUACGAACAGACAGGUUAUAAGCCAAACAGACAGCCUAACUUGUGUGGAAGCUAAAAAUUAUAAGACUUCUGUGCUAAAGACUCGAUGUUCUAGCUGCAAUGUUAAAUUUGAAUCAGAAACUGAACUUCAAAAUCACAUUCAGACAAUCCACAGAGAGCUUACAUCAGAAAACAGUGCAACACAACUGAAAACGCCACAAGUUUCACCAAUGGCCAGGAUAAGUCCUCAAUCUGACGAGAAGAAAACAUACCAAUGCAUCAAGUGUCAGAUGGUUUUUUACAAUGAAUGGGAUAUCCAGGUUCAUGUUGCAAACCACAUGAUUGAUGAAGGUCUGAACCAUGAGUGUAAACUGUGCAGCCAAACAUUUGACUCUCCAGCCAAGCUUCAGUGCCAUCUGAUUGAGCAUAGCUUUGAAGGAAUGGGAGGCACAUUUAAGUGCCCUGUCUGCUUUACAGUUUUUGUACAGGCAAACAAGCUGCAGCAACACAUUUUCUCGGCCCAUGGACAGGAGGACAAGAUCUAUGAUUGUGCCCAGUGUCCGCAGAAAUUCUUCUUUCAAACAGAGCUACAGAACCACACAAUGAGCCAGCACAGCAGCUAGUGCACAACCAGAUCAUCAAAUGAUUCUUUGGUGGAACAAAAAAAAAAGAAAGAAAAGUAAAGAAAAGAAAAUGAAGAAAAAGGGAACAUGUUUUAUUCCUUGCACGAAACUUUGAUUGUUCUUGUAUAUUAAUCAAAACAUUGUAUUUUACCAUAAAACUUGUAUUAAUGGAUUGGAUGUUCAUGUGUUUGGACUUUCGAGCACCGGAUCAGAUUAUUGUAUAUACAGUGUUGCACAUGUAUUAUUCUGUUCAAUACUUAAAUGGUCUUCUAAAGACAGACGACUUGGGCCCUAUUCAAAGAAAGAAGUUGAGACUCCGUCGUGGAAGAAGCGCGCAUACUGCAAACGUGCACCCUUAACAGAGGAGCAAGAAACAAGAUUGUUCUAAUAAAGGCACCAAGCUUUCCAAUGGGACUUGGUUUAUACAGCCACACUUUAGUAUACAGCUAUAUAUAAAAAUAAUUUUUUAUACUACAGCUGAAGAUUCUUGCACAAGAAAACCCUUUCUCACUACACAGAGAAGUAUCUUGAAUAAGGCCCAUAUAAAUAUAUAUUUAAAUAUAUAUUUGUAAGCCUUGCGGUAUGACAGAUAGCAUUAUCAUAUAUGCAAUAGUUGUUAUGUAGAUUGUCCGAGAAACUUUUCUUCUGAAACAAUUUGAAGCUUUGUGUGUUGAAAACCUUUUCCUUAACGAUUUCACACAGCCAAAUCUUUGAAUCCGUUCGACUAACCUGUAUGUUACUGUUAUUAAUGUUUACUCUGCGGUCUGAACCUGGAGAUUACUGGAAUUGUUUUCCGAGAGAAAAUAAAUUCAAUUUACCAUUA